AUGUCGGGAAAGGCGGCCACGCCAAAUACGCUGGAGAAGCCUUUGGGCUCUAGAAACCUAGAAGUUUCAUCGAAGACUCCUUUGUUUCGGCCGGGAAGUCUAGCCGCUCAAGAUGAGGAAGACCGAAGAACCGGCCGGGGGUCCGUUUCGCAACGCUCAGCUGAGCUUCCUUCAACGGGACUCGUGCAGGCACCACCAGAUAUUGUUGUUCCUCGAACAAGGAGCGCUUUGGACAAACCGCCACGCUCCAUAGGGGUGCAUUCUAUGCUCAAUCCCACACAACCGGAAACUUCAGCACCGCGGAACAACUUACGGAGAAGUGCAGCGCAUCUGGAGACUGAGCCACCGCCGGCCCUUAAACCUCGUCUCUCGACCAAUUCAGGUCCUGAGGCAGAAUCCACCAUGUUGUCGGACGUUCGUCAAAGCCGAGUUGACCGCGCUCGUGGUGGAGCAGAGCAGGGCCCUUUCGCGCCCACUUCCCCAGCGCGGAGAACUGUGAGCUUGCGGCCAACGCCUCUCUCUGAGGCAUCGAUUGAUGCCAAGCAGUCACCUUUCCUGUCACCGCGAGCAGCGUCUCAUAGCAACACGCACCGGACGACCUCAGUUCCGGAACUCACGCGACCAGUUUCUCCACCUGGUCGCCUUAAGCAAUCUUUGAGCUUUCCAGCUGCUCCUGCGCUACGGUCACCCAGAGGAGGACGGAGUGGUGAAGUAUUCCCUAUUGCCCCGUCCCGAAGCGCGAGUCCACCAGCGCUAUACCCGUCAUUUGGCCAAGCACCACCUCACACGUCACCUUCGCUUCAUUCUGCUCCAUCGACCUUUGCCCAAUAUAAUAUAGCCACUGGUGGCAUUGGCAGCGGUGGACCGAUCCCUGCAUCUCACCCUUCGCCAGCAUCGGACGGUCGAUAUGGACCCAUAAUGAUGCCGUCAGCACAGAGUGGCUACCAACUAAUGACACUAGAGACAGACCAAGGACCCAUUCAAGUGCCAGUAGACGUGCAAGCAGCGUCGAGGGUGGCAGACGAGAAGCGGAGAAGAAACGCCGGCGCAUCGGCACGGUUCAGGCAAAGGCGAAAAGAGAAAGAGCGAGAGGCGUCUCACACGAUUUCAAAACUGGAGCAGCAAGUACGAGACCUGGCGGAGGAUGCAGACUUUUAUCGGCAAGAGCGAGACCAUUUUCGGAAGAUUGCUUACGACGCUGGCGGAAAGGGCCAAAUGGUUCCACGACCACCGUCUCCUCGUCAGCGACGGAUGCUCCAGUCCUCUGGUCCUCUGACACCAGGCAUGCUUUGGCAAGCAGAUCAAUUGCAAGGGGACUCUGACCGAAGAGCCCGGCGAAGUGCCAGCUUGCAAUCAUUGAGCUACGCCGGAUCGCCUCCGAUUCCAUCUCUAGUUGCGGCCAAUCUGGCAGUCACAGUUCCUCCACCAUCGAUUCCACCGCCGCACCCCGCGCCUCCACCUCAGAUUGCUACAUAUGGUCGAGCAGUGCUUCCGCCGGAGCCAAGUGAUGCCCAUUCUGUCGCUGGUCGCGGACCUGUGGUGACUAUGUCGGCACCUCCAAGCAGCAAUACUUUCGAAACAUACGCGCCCAAACCAUUCGACCGGGCAUGGCAAGCUGGGCCUAGCUCUCGCUAG
Molecule: messenger RNA, 1635 nt
Organism: Xylona heveae TC161
Lineage: Eukaryota; Fungi; Ascomycota; Xylonomycetes; Xylonales; Xylonaceae
Exons: 1
Coding region: 1-1635 (544 amino acids)
Biological process (GO): regulation of DNA-templated transcription
Molecular function (GO): DNA-binding transcription factor activity
Source: RefSeq, a predicted model, not a curated record